UUAAUGUUGAUUAUAAAAAACUAUUAAUUUACAAAUAAUAAAUGCUUUGAAAAUAUAGGUUUACAUUAAAAAAUUUGUUUGACAUGGAGUUAACCAAGUUCCACGAGGUUGCACAAACGAUUGUGACAAAUGCAAUAAAGGAAUCAGCAAUCGAAAAAGAAAUUGAAGAAAUCGCGGGCUUAUUAAAAACGAUGGAAUUUGAAGUAACUAAGCGAUAUAAUGGAUCAAAGGAAAAUGGCUUUAUACUUGGUUCAGUGGAGGACUUAAUUCAAAUUCUUGAAGACAACAUAAUCAAACUUCAAACCAUGAAAAAUUCAAAAUUUAUUGAACCAUUUUUGAAUAAAGUCAAAAAAUGGGAAGUAAUUAUGCGAAAACUAUUAGAAGUGAUAGAAGUCUGGACUGAGCUAGAAAAAAAAUGGCUGUACUUAGAAGAAAUUUUCAUUCGCAGUGACAUAAGAACUCAACUUCCUAACGAAGUCUCAAAAUUCGACGAAAUAGAUAACACUUAUAAGCAAACAAUGCUUGAUACUUCAAAAAAAUUAAAUGUUUACGAUUGUUGUAUGAUUGCUGGCCGUAAAGAAGCAUUUCUAAAAUUGAUUUCUGACCUUGAUAAGUGUCGGAAAUCAUUAUGUGAAUAUCUCAAUACCAAACGAAUGGUUGUUCCAAGAUUUAAUUUUUUAAGUGAUGACGAACUGCUGGGAGUUUUGGGUCAGCGUGGGCCAGUUGGAAUUCAAAAAUACAUCGGAAAACUAUUUGACAAUUUGGAAAAACUUCAGCUUGAAGAGCAGAAAAUAAAUGAUGUUACAAGAAUUAUUUGUACUGGUAUAAUUUCUUGUGAAAGUGAGAUAAUGGAAUUCAAAAAUCCCGUAAUUAUUCUUAAAAAUGUAGAAGAAUGGAUGGUAAUUUUACUAAAGGAAAUGAAGUAUUCUAAUCGAUAUCUAACGAAAAAAGCGACUUAUGAUUAUGGAAAAUCAGAAAAAUCUCGUAUUGAAUGGUUGCUUACUUUUCAAGGUAUGAUAAUAUUUGUAGCUAAUCAAAUAUGGUGGACGGCAGAAAUUGAAGAUGUUUUUCUAAGGAUAAAACAAGGCGAGAAACGAGCUAUGAAAAAGUAUUUAAUACAACUCAACAAUCAGCUGAAUGGAGUAGUCAAACUUAUGGGUGAAAAGUCUCUAACCAAUAAUGAUCGCAAAAAAUUGGAUACUGUCAUAACCAUUGACGUGUAUGCUCGCGAUGUAGUCGAUGAAUUUGUAAGAGAUUGUAUAACUAACGCUGAAGAAUUUAAGUGGGAAAGUCAAUUGAGAUUUUACUGGAUUUGUAAUUUAGACAAUGUUUGGAUUAACCAGUGUAUAGGAAGCUUUGAAUACGGUUACGAAUACAUGGGUUUAAAUGGAAGACUUGUUAUAACUUCUUUGACAGAUCGAAUUUAUUUAACAAUUACGCAAGCCUUAUCAAUGCAUUUAGGCUUAUCUUUGACAGGUCCAGCUGGUACAGGAAAAACUGAAACAGUAAAAAAUUUAGCUAAAACAUUUGGUCUACUAUGCAUUGUCACCAAUUGCAGUGAAGGGCUGGAUCACGUUUCUAUUGGAAAAAUUUUAGGAGGAUUAAUACAAUGUGGCGCAUGGGGUUGUUUUGAUGCAUUUAAUAAUAUUGAUGAAUCUGUUCUCUCUAUUAUUUCGAGUCAUUUUCAAACAAUACGUUCAGCGCUACAACAAAAAGCAACGAGAUUUAUGUUCGGAACUCAAGAUAUUGGAUUAGAUUCAAAAUUUGGAGUAUUCAUUACUAUGACUACAAGUGACGAUUAUCGGACGAGGCUUCCAGAAUCAUUGAAAGUAUAUUUCAGGCCUAUAGUUGUGAUUAUACCCGACAACGAACUGAUUUGUCAAAUUAAACUCUUCAGUGCUGGCUUUUUAACUGCAAAAAUCCUUGCAAAAAAAAUGACUGUGUUAUACAGUCUCGCAAAAGAUCAAUUGAGUAAACAAUCACAUUAUGAUUUUGGACUGAGAGCUCUCAUUUCGGUUUUGAAUAUGGCCAGACAUUUGAAAAAAAUAUCAGAGUUACCAGAAAAUGUAAUAUUGCUGCAAGCUUUGAAAGAUAUGAAUCUUCCUAAAUUUAUUACCGACGAUGUUCCCAUUUUUCUUGGUCUUUUGAAAGAUCUUUUUUCCGGAUUGGAUUGUUGUAAAAUAGAGGAUCCAUUGCUUAAGAAGUCUGUGGAAAAUGUCUUGGCGAAUCAUGGAUUCAUUAUUUUACCUGAGCAGGUAAAUAAAGUUUUACAACUGUAUAAUUUAAUGAUGACAAAACAUGCAAUAAUGAUUGUGGGUCCUACUGGAGGAGGAAAAUCCGUAAUUAUAAAGACAUUGUGGGAAGCACAGAAAAGUUUGAAUAACCCAAUAAAAUGGUAUGUUCUGAAUGCUAAAGCAUACACUGUGUCUGAACUUUAUGGAGCUCUGAAUCCCCUUACUCGCGAAUGGAAUGACGGACUUUUAAGCAACAUUUUCCGUAAAAUCAAUGAUCCUUCUGAUUCUUCAUUACAAAAUGAAAAAACAUGUAUACUUUUUGACGGUGAUGUUGAUUCUUCGUGGAUAGAAAAUAUCAAUUCAGUAAUGGAUGACAAUAAAACUUUGACGGUUUCAAAUCAAGAAAGAAUAAAGUUACAGGAUAACUGCAGUUUAAUUUUUGAAGUUGGCAAUUUACAAUACGCAUCACCAGCUUCAGUGUCACGUGUUGGAAUGGUUUACGUUGAUCCAGAAAAUUUAGGAUACAAGCCGUAUGUUGAUAAAUGGAUUAAGAGUCGAUGUGAAUCUGAACAAGAACAUUUGAAAAUAUUGUAUGAAAAAUACAUUCCUGGAGCUGUUAAGCUGAUUAUUGAUGGAAUGUUAGGCUCACAACAAGUUAACCCUUUGCAAAUGAUAAUUCAUCAAAGCGCAUUAAACUUGGUUUCUCAAUUGUGUAAAAUGAUAGAUAGUCUUUAUCCAUCUUGUCAUAAAGGAGAUUUGAUAUUGGAGAAAUAUGAUAGAGUAUCAGCAAAUGACGAGAAACUCUGUAUUCAUAAAGCUGGAGAUAAAAAUGAUUUAUUAGAAGCAGUGUUCAUUCAAUCAUGCUAUUGUUCUUUGGGUGCUGCUCUUGUUGCAGAAGCUCAGUAUAAAUUCGAUGAUUACAUAAAGAAAACAUCGGGGUUAAUGAUGAUUGAAGACACUCCAGAAAAAUUGGCUACCAUAUAUCAUAUUCCUAUAACAUGUCUAUUGUUAUACGACUACGUUUUAGACGUAGAAAAUAGAGUGUGGAGAUUUUGGAAAUCACUUAUUCCUCAAUACAUUCAUGAUAGAAAUAAAAAUUUUGAUGAAAUUUUUGUUCCUACAACUGACACGUUACGCGCAACCUGGUUCAUAAGAUUAAUGAAUAAUUUAAAACAGCCUGUUUUGUUGGUUGGUGAAACUGGAACUUCGAAAACUGCAAUUGUCGAAGACUUUUUGAGAUCCGUUGAUUCGGAAAAAUUUGCUCCAUUGAAAAUAAAUUUUUCACUGAGAACAACAUCGAUGGAUGUUCAAAAAAAUAUUGAGUCUCGUGUAGAAAAGCGGACACGAGAUUUAUAUAGUCCGCCAUUAGGAAGAACACUUUUAGUUUUUAUUGAUGAUAUAAGUUUGCCAUUGUGUGAUAUGUAUGGAACUCAACAGCCAAUUGCACUACUCAAACUUCUUCUAGAAUAUGGUGGUUUUUAUGAUCGUCACAAAGAUUUUAACUGGAAACAAAUUAAAGAUAUUUGGUUUUUAUCAGCGAUGGAAGCAAGAGGAAAAAAUGCUGUUGAUCUUCGAUUUCUUUCUCUACUUUCUAUUUAUAGUAUUUCAUGCCCGAACGAUACAAACUUAAAUUAUAUCUAUACAAGUAUUUUAGCCGGACAUCUAGCAAUAUUUUCGGAAAAAAUUCAAGCCAUUACAAAUCUUCUCAUCGAAAUAAUUGUAGAAUUAUAUAAAAUAAUAAAUAGUAUUUAUUACCUACGUAUUUAUUACGAUUACGCUAAUAGUUCAUCACGCCAUUGGUCUUAACCCUUUCCCGGUUGAACUUGAAUCCCUACUUUUAACUUGAACCGUAC
Molecule: messenger RNA, 4087 nt
Organism: Microplitis mediator
Lineage: Eukaryota; Metazoa; Arthropoda; Insecta; Hymenoptera; Braconidae
Product: dynein axonemal heavy chain 10-like
Exons: 11
Coding region: 84-4040 (1318 amino acids)
Biological process (GO): microtubule-based movement
Cellular component (GO): dynein complex
Molecular function (GO): minus-end-directed microtubule motor activity; dynein intermediate chain binding; dynein light intermediate chain binding
Source: RefSeq, a predicted model, not a curated record